AUGGAUAACUGCAAUAUAGCUAGUUGGAAUGUUAGGGGUGUUAAUGACAAGAAUAAACAAAACUCUGUUCUAGAGUUUUGCAGUCUGAAUAAAAUUGGAGUUGGGGCCUUGCUUGAAACCAAGUUAAAGGAUAACAAGAUUAAAGAGAUGAUGGUGAAUAAGUUCAGUAGUUGGGAUUACUAUAGUAGCCCGACCAUUGAAGGUCGUUUGCUUAUUAUUUGGAGGAAAAGUUUUGUUAAGGUGAUAGUCUUGGCUGAAUCUUCUCAGUUUGCUCACUGUUAUGUGAAAAUGUCAGGUCAGGAAGUAGCGUGUUGUAUUACGUUUGUAUAUGGUUUGAAUACCAUUGUUGAGAGGAAAAAUAUUUGGGUGGAUUUAUUGAAUCUCAAGUUUCCUGUGAAGCCUUGGCUGCUUCUAGGUGAUUUCAAUGCUGUUUUUAAUAGUGAAGACAGAGUUGGGGGGAAUCCUAUCUCUAUGAAUGACUUGUCUGAUGCUUCUCUUUGGCAAUCUCAAGUUCAUAUGGAAGCUCUCAGAAGGUCGGGCUUGAAUUUUACUUGGUCUAACAACCAAGAUGGUGCUAGUAGAAUUUAUUCUAGAAUAGAUCAUGCAUUUGCCAAUGAGGAAUGGCAUGACAUUUUUCCCAAUUCUACUACCCAUUUUGCUUGGGAAGCAAUUUCUGACCAUUGCUCUUGUGUGGUUUCUGCCACUAUCUCAGAGAAGAUAGGUCUUAAGCCGUUUCGUUACUAUAAUUUCUGGGCUGAACACCCCGAGUUCAAGGGGUUAGUUGCUGCCAGUUGGGAGAAGCCGUUGGCUGUUAGGGGAUUGAAAGCUUACCUUGAGGCCAAAGCCAGAUUUUCUGAUGCUAGACAGCAAGCUCAGGCUCACCCGAGGGAUAUCACUUACCAGGAUAUGGAAAAGUCUGCUGCUGAGGUUUUACACAACAAAGAAAAGAUGUAUUUCAGUUUUUUGAGACAACGGAGUAAGAUUAAAUGGCUUCAACAAGGGGAUGAGAAUACUUCUUUUUUUCAUGCUUUUUUGAAGAAAAGGAAGGUGGAGAACAGGAUAGCUUAUUUCGUUACUAAUCAAGGUGUCAUUAAUGAUAAUUUUUCUGAGGUUGUUGAUCAUUUUGUUAACCACUUUCGUGGUUUUAUGGGUAGUAAAAAUUCAACCAUAUACAACUGCAUUUCAAAACUGAUGUGUUUGAGGCUUGCGGGAGUGCUUCCUUCCUUGGUCAGCCAAAACCAAGGAGCCUUCAUCAAGGGUAGAUCAUUUGCUCACAAUGUGAUGAUAUUGCAAGAUCUUUUAAAGAACUAUAAGAGAAAGACAGUUUCUCCUAGAUGCACCAUCAAAAUAGACAUAAGCAAGGCUUAUGAUACUGUUAACUGGGACUUUCUUGAGGAUUUGCUCAAAGCCUACAACUUGCCUGAAAAAUUUGUUCGAAUGGUUAUGAUUUGUAUUCGGUCAACUACUUAUUCUAUCACAAUGAAUGGGAGGGUGCAAGGUAGUUUCAAGGGUGAGAAGGGGUUGAGGCAAGGUGACCCUUUAUCUCCUUUACUCUUUGUCUUUAUCAUGGAGUAUCUAACCAGAAGGCUUCAGCUUGCUGCUUCCCAGACCUUAUUCAGAUUUCAUCCUUUAUGUAAGAGUCUAAAGCUCAUAAAUCUCUGCUUUGCAGAUGAUUUAAUUUUGUUCAGCAAAGGCACUCGACAGUCAGUGUUAGUUAUUCAAGAGGUGCUUUUGGAGUUCAGUAAAACUACUGGUUUGCACGUCAAUAAGGACAAGUCCCAGGUGUUUUUCGGUGGUGUCAAUUCCUAUGAGAAAAAUGCUAUCCUCAAUGAUCUCCAACUCACAGAAGGUGUUUUCCCCUUCCAAUAUUUGGGAGUGCCUCUUAGGCCAACCAAGUGGAAAGCUGAAGACUGUGGCAUUAUCAUCAAGAAAAUAAAUCAGAGGCUGCAUUCUUGGGCUAGUAGACACUUAUCAUUUGCUGGAAGAAUGCAGUUGAUUCAUUCUGUGUUAUUUGGUCUUCGCAAUUACUGGAUGAGCAUUUUUGUGCUGCCUCACAGUGUGACUAAGGAGGUUGAGAAAUUGUGUAGAGGCUUUCUUUGGGGUGUUAAUGGAAGUAGGAGUAAAGUUCAUAUAGCAUCUUGGGACAAGGUGUGUCUCCUGAAGUCUUAUGGGGGUCUUGGGUUCAAGAAUGGGACAAAGUGGAACCAGGCUAAUCUUGCUAAGUUUAUCUGGGCCAUUACUGAAAAAAGUGACUUACUGUGGGUUAAAUGGAUCAAUUCCAUUUAUCUUAAGGAUAUCUCUUUCUGGUCUUAUGAGCUCAAACUAGACACGAGCUGGUACUGGCGUAAGCUCUGUAACUUGAGGCUUCGCUUUACCUGUUCUGAGAUUGCUGCAGCUGGUUGUUCGGGUAAGUUCAAGGCUUCAGCUCUGUAUAACAGUUCCUUAAAUCAAACUCAGGUUUGCUACUACUUUAAAGCUAUCUGGAACUCUUAUAAUCUGCCUAAGCACCGGUUUUUGUGUGGCAAGUGCUGCAGUUUUUCUGGUAAAGUAGUAGAUCAGAUCUUCAAUUGGUUAGGCUUGACUGCUUGGCCUAAGGAUUUCAGUAGUUGGAUCAAUUGGCUGAAUCUGAAAGUGGCUAGUUUGAUUCACUAUAUCAAUGUUGCUGUUCUUGCAGCAGUCAUAUACUAUCUCUGGAUUAAUAGAAAUAGGUGUAUAUUUGAAGGCUAUUCUCAUUCGGUUUCCUUCAUUGUGAAUGAAAUUAGAGAUACAGUGAAAUACAGAUAA
Molecule: messenger RNA, 2784 nt
Organism: Humulus lupulus (European hop)
Lineage: Eukaryota; Viridiplantae; Streptophyta; Magnoliopsida; Rosales; Cannabaceae
Exons: 4
Coding region: 1-2784 (927 amino acids)
Molecular function (GO): catalytic activity
Source: RefSeq, a predicted model, not a curated record